Molecule: messenger RNA, 1899 nt
Organism: Camellia sinensis
Lineage: Eukaryota; Viridiplantae; Streptophyta; Magnoliopsida; Ericales; Theaceae
Product: argininosuccinate synthase, chloroplastic
Biological process (GO): L-arginine biosynthetic process; urea cycle
Cellular component (GO): cytoplasm
Molecular function (GO): argininosuccinate synthase activity; ATP binding
Source: RefSeq, a predicted model, not a curated record
GCAAUUGUCUGCCUUUAUCGUAUCACCAUGGGCAUAUAGCACAGCACUUCCUAUAGAAAAAACCAAAAAAGGAACGAUUCCCAAUUCAGGCUCUUCACUAGCUUCCAAUUUUCAAUUGUUCCAUUACAUGUCAUGCACUGCACAUUCUAAACAAAAAAACAAACAGAAAAGGAGCGUUUCCCAACUCAGACUCUUCAAUGACUUCUAAUUUUCGAUUCUGUAAUACGAUCUGCGUUUUUAGUUUCAAUGUUGGAGUUCUUUGAUUUUGUUUGGUGGAAGCCUCAUUAUAUUCCAUAUUGAGGAAUAAAUUGUAGGGGAUCCCAAAAUCCAACAGAAGCUUCAGUUUUUCAUAGAUCUUGGACUUGGUUCUCCGGCUUUUCAGUUAAGGUCGAAAAUGAGUGAGAUCCAUGGGAACCCAAUUGUUGAUAGCACUGGGCAGCUUGCUAAAGCUUGUAACAACAAUCAAGCAGUUUUGACCAGUGAAAAAGAGACAGAAGGUUCUUCUGGGAAUGGGGGAUUCAUACGCAGAAAAUUAAAUAAAGUGGUUCUAGCCUAUAGUGGUGGCUUAGAUACCUCAGUCAUUGUGCCAUGGUUAAGGGAGAAUUAUGGCUGUGAAGUUGUUUGCUUCACUGCAGACGUUGGCCAAGGUAUUAGUGAAUUGGAAGGUUUAGAAGCGAAGGCUAAGGCAAGUGGAGCUUGUCAAUUAGUUGUGAAGGAUUUGAAGGAGGAAUUUGUGAGAGACUACAUAUUUCCUUGUUUGCGAGCUGGCGCAAUCUAUGAAAGGAAGUACCUGCUGGGGACCUCAAUGGCCCGGCCUGUUAUUGCAAAGGCCAUGGUUGACAUUGCUAGAGAAGUUGGAGCUGAUGCUGUUUCUCAUGGAUGCACUGGGAAAGGAAAUGAUCAGGUCCGCUUUGAGCUCACUUUCUUUGCUCUAAAUCCUGAACUCAAUGUUGUGGUUCCCUGGAGGGAAUGGGAAAUCCGAGGGAGAGAAGAUGCCAUUGAAUAUGCCAAAAAACAUAAUGUGCCUGUCCCCGUGACAAAGAAAUCCAUCUACAGCAGAGACAGAAACCUAUGGCACCUCAGUCAUGAGGGAGACAUCCUGGAAGAUCCAGCAAAGGAGCCAAACAAGGAUAUGUACAUGAUGACUGUUGAGCCAGAAGAUGCACCCAACCAACCUGAAUAUGUACAAAUUGGGAUGGUUUCAGGGCUUCCUGUUUCAGUCAAUGGAAAGGAAUUCUCCCCUGCAUCUCUGCUUUCUGAGCUGAAUGAAAUUGGUGGGCGACAUGGAAUUGGGCGUGUUGACAUGGUUGAAAACCGGCUUGUUGGAAUGAAAAGCCGUGGAGUCUAUGAAACUCCCGGUGGGACCAUCCUCUUCACUGCUGCACGUGAGCUGGAGUCUCUAACGCUUGAUCGCGAAACAAUCCAAGUUAAAGACUCUCUUGCCCUCAAAUAUGCAGAGCUGGUGUACGCGGGGAGGUGGUUUGACCCUCUUCGUGAGUCCAUGGAUGCUUUCAUGGAGAAGAUCACAGCAACUACCACGGGAUCAGUGACUCUCAAACUGUACAAAGGUUCUGUGACUGUAACUGGUCGCGAAAGCCCCUAUAGUCUGUACAGGCAAGAUAUUUCAUCGUUUGAGAGUGGGCAGAUCUAUGAUCAGGCCGAUGCUGCUGGAUUCAUUCGGCUUUAUGGACUUCCAAUGAGGGUUCGAGCAAUGCUUGAGAAUGCAGGCUGAUAGUUUAGUUAGAUAUCUGUGCUUUGUUUGAGACAUCAUUUAUGGAAUGUUGUUAUGAAUUGGGCUUUAUAAUUAAGUUAAACUGGUAAUGCCAAUGCCAUGAUAUGCUGAGUGCAAUUUGUUAUGUUUGAAAAUAAAUAAUAGCAGAGGUAGUGUUUGAUGUUCAA